ACUCUAGAUGACGCUGGUCUUUGGAGCAGAGAGCUACACGUGACUGACUUGAUACUCGCAAUACCUCACAAUACAGACGUGGGUAAGUCAGAGGGCUGCGAGAGAAGGCGACCAGCCUCCAGGAACACAGCAUCAGCACCCAGAGGGUUUGCAUCAUUACCGGGAAUUUCUUCUUUCUGCCAUUCAUUUUCCCCUCCCGCGGAUUUGUGUUUUGAAUGCCUCGGCCGGCUGCAGCGGUGCUCGCGGUGCUGACCGCCUGUCUGUGGUGCGGACCCGCUCUGUGCAAGGUGGGGAGCAGCCACCAGCAGCUCAAUUACCGACCAAUUAUCGGCGUGUUGGCACAGGAAAACCUUCCAUGGGACCACUUUGCUCGUGGCUCUUCUUACAUUGCUGCCUCCUAUGUCAAAUACCUCGAGGGUGCUGGGGCCAGAGUUGUACCUGUCCGAAUUAAUCGCACAGAAGAAGAGUAUGAUAAGAUAUUUCACUCAAUAAAUGGGUUAUUGCUGCCAGGUGGAGAUGUAGAUCUUCAGACGUCACAGUUCAGUCGAGCUGCCAAGAUCUUUUACAACUUGGCUCUGAAGGCCAAUGAUGCUGGAGACUACUUUCCUAUCUGGGGAACUUGCCAAGGCUUCCAGCAGCUCUCUGUCCUGACUGCCAACAAAAACCUCCUCACGCUCACCGAUACCAAGGCUGUGGCUCUACCUCUGACACUCGCAUCAGCAGCCCAAUCCAGCCGUUUAUUCCGGAAUUUUCCCAAGGAUCUGCUGCGGUCUUUGGCUAAUGAAAACAUCACUUCCAACUUCCACAGCUGGAGUCUCUCAAUGCAGAACUACAGUCGAAAUGCCAAGCUGAGGAGGUUUUACAAGGUCCUGUCCACUAACAGUGAUGGAAAGAAAGAAUUCAUCUCUACCAUGGAAGCCAACAAUUACCCAUUUUAUGCUGUGCAGUGGCAUCCAGAGAAAAGUCCUUUUGAAUGGGUGGAUAAGCCAGGCAUGGUUCACUCUGUCUCUGCUGUUAGAGCCAGCUUCUACACUGCCAGCUUCCUUGUCUCUGAAGCCAUGAAGAACUACCAUCAUUACUCCAGUCCUGAUGAGGAAGACAGAGCUCUUAUUUACAACUUCUCUCCUGUCUACAGAGGCGCUGAUGCUGUCUUUGUGCAGAAUUAUUAUUUUGAUUGAUGAACAGUGAUGCAGAUGAACCAGACCUGGCAUCAGCCUAGUCAGAAUCUGUCAGCUGUAGAUCAUCUUGGCCCACGAUCUGAACUAAACUUGAUAGAGUUGCAAUGUACAAACAGGAAGUCAUGAAUGAAACAGGACAGUGAGGAAAUGUAGUGAUAAAUGAUAGCAGAAAAUAAGCCUGAAUAAAAUUAAAAAGUCUCAAAUUGUUAGUAUAAUAUGGAAAAAUUGCUAAAACAAAGAGCAAGCAUAAAAACAUAGAACUAAUAAAAAUAAAUAUAUUGAAUGAAAUAGUCAAAUUGUACAGAUUUUUUUUCUUGCUGUAUUUUUAUGACACAUCAUGUUGCUAAGAUUGGGUUGAAUCUAAAUAACCUCGCAGUGUCAUGUUUUUAAUGACUGGCUAAUUAAAAUAAACAGUAUAGGGAGGGAAAUACUACUUUUUAAAAUCCUAAGUAUUUCAAAAAAAUAGCUGAUAUUUUGUCUUUUAUUGGAUACCAUUGCUGGUGGGGUCUAUUAAAUUUCUUCUGCAGUUAAAGUUUAGCUAAUUCACUUAUCUAAAUGGUUUACACACAAACCCAGACUGGGACCAGUAAUUUCUUAGAAAAAACAGCGGGUGUUGUUUUGUUUUCUAUUUGUUUGUUUGUUUUAAACAAAAUGUCUCAGUUCUCCCCAGUGUACUUUGUCAGGCUUGAAGCGUGAAAGAUUUAAAAAUGAGCAAAUGCCGUAGAGAAAUUUGCAUCUACUUGCUCUUUUUAUGUAUUUAUGUGAAAGGGAUUCUGGACCUACUUUAAGUAUGUAAACUUAGCACAAAAAGUAAGGAAAUUUGUGUUUGGUUGAUUAUUUCUUUGCUUCUUGGCAAUAAAUCUUAUACCGUUGGAAAGCCUGUUUAUUUCCCUUUAAAUGGAGCCACAAUUGUAAGGAAAAUGUGUGUGGGUGGAGCAGCAGAGUUGAGUGUGUGGGUUGUGCCCAUGAAAAACUUGCCAAAUUUUUUCUGCCAAUGCCAAACAGCUGCUAUGGACUCUUGUUUGGAGCUUCUGGUGCUGACAAUCAGGCUCAUCAUCAUUAAAGAUAAUCUCAACGCAGAGAGAUAUCGAGAUGAGAUCCUGCAAGAAGCAUCGCUACAACAAAGAUAUAAUCGACCAAACGCAGGUUUCCUUACUUUUUGUGCUGUUUGGCUCCUUCAGCUGGGAAGAGGCUGGACAGAAAGAUUCAUUUCUGGUGCCCUUAUAACCAAAGAUUGAAGAGAUGAAACACUUGACUCACCAGGUUUCCAUGUUGAGUUUGAUUAUUUGCAUAAUAUUACUGACAGUUGUGAACAAACCUUUGUUUCUAUAAUACAUUUGGAUUUUAAAUCUUACUUCUUUUGUAGAAAAGGGAACAUUCAUUGACACCUGCACACUUUUACUUUAGUGGCUUUAAUUUACAGUACUAAAAGUUACUCUUCCUUUAAGAUCAGUCUGUCCUUCAUAUUUUUACUCAUGUGAACAUGAACAUGUAAUUAACGAUUACAUUUUAUUAACUACCAUCCUACUUCAAAGUAAUCAUUUUCCAAGAGUGUCUUUAUUCUUAAAAUCAGGCAUUUGUUAUCAGUUCAUCUAUACUUGAUUGUAUUCUUGCACAUCUACGUGUGCAUCUGAGUAUUUUAUUCCUCAAAAAGAAAUGGCGAUUUUGUAAAACGUGUUGUCUGAGAAUGCUACACAUCUGUGAAGAUGUUUGGGUUGUGGGAAAUGAUAGGUUUUACAUUGUCAAGUUUAUUAUUUCUAAUGAAAUGAUCUUUGUACCUGUGGAUAUACGUAUGGCAUGAGGUUACCUGAUGCUAAUAGCAAUAUAAAAUCAAAAAGUGUAUGAACUAGAUGCUACAUGAAUGUUGGAUUUUUAAAUGGAUGGACUGUUAAAAUAUGUGGUGUGAUUUCAGAACUUUGUUACUGACAUUUUCCCAUCAGCAACUGUCCUAAAGCUAGUACACCAAAUCAAAAAAAGCUUGUUCAAAAUGUAUUCACUUUUUUGCAGAUCAUCUCAGUUUCUUUUGAUACAUGUAU
Molecule: messenger RNA, 3214 nt
Organism: Archocentrus centrarchus (flier cichlid)
Lineage: Eukaryota; Metazoa; Chordata; Actinopteri; Cichliformes; Cichlidae
Product: gamma-glutamyl hydrolase
Exons: 10
Coding region: 216-1178 (320 amino acids)
Biological process (GO): tetrahydrofolylpolyglutamate metabolic process
Cellular component (GO): vacuole
Molecular function (GO): gamma-glutamyl-peptidase activity
Source: RefSeq, a predicted model, not a curated record